GCGGCAAUCGAAGCGACAGAUCCGGUGAUCGUCCUUUUUCGAAAGAUUUGGCGUUGACACACGGCAAUGCGAAAUGUGCCGGCAAUGGUGAUGGGUUGGUUGUGUGAGUGUUGGAACCCAGAAAACAAAAUACCAACUUGAUGUAUGCUUUUGAGGGUUUGGUUUGACCCGUUCUGUUUCUUUUUUCUUUUUCUUUCCUUGCGUCUGAUCCCUUUUGGCCCGUUGAGACUGCCCCAAGGGAGGAACGACAGGCGGGCACUGGGCCUCGAGGCGUCUGAAACGGCUGAUCCUCUUCUUUUCAACAAUCGACAGCUCGGUUCUGUGGAGCCCGCGUGGUAUCUCCUUCUCUUUCAAUCAACGAGGUGGGGGAAUAUGUUAAAAUCAAAUCGACGUCAAAAUUUCCCGUGGUAGUACAACAAGGGGCGCCCGAAGAAAGCACCGAUGGAAAUGAUGAAA
Messenger RNA from Colletotrichum phormii, 456 nucleotides. RefSeq lists its product as uncharacterized. NCBI's taxonomy places the organism in Eukaryota, Fungi, Ascomycota, Sordariomycetes, Glomerellales, Glomerellaceae. The transcript has a single exon. The coding region runs from base 145 to 411 and encodes 88 amino acids. The record is from RefSeq and is a predicted model, not a curated record.